UACUCCGGAUGGAAAAAUCGCUCGCCAUCAACACCUAAUCCUGUUUCCGUUGCCUGAGCUCCAGCAGGAGCAGGAAAGAGAAGAAGAGGAAAAUCGGAAAUGAUGAAUUCCAUUUCCGGGCUUUCGAUGUAUCGUUCUCUUUGCUUUUUCGCUUCUUUUAAUCCGAAUCCCCUCAAAUGUCCACUAAUUUCUCUCCGGCGGCACUUGUCGACCUACUCCCUUCGUCCGCCUAGGUCAGAGUUGUCGUUCACAGUAGGAACCCACCUUAUUCCUCAUCCAGCGAAGGCUCAUACUGGUGGUGAGGAUGCCUUCUUCGUGAGCAGAAGCAAUGGGGGUGUUCUGGCCAUUGCAGAUGGUGUUUCCGGUUGGGCAGAACGGGGAGUCAAUCCCGCGCUGUUUUCCCGGGAGUUGAUGGCUAAUGCUUCUAAUUUUGUCAUGGAUGAGGAGGUACUUCUAUUGUUCAGGGUUGGAAUUCCUGUGUCUGAAGGUUAUAGAAAGGGUACUUUGCUUUCUCUGUGUAUGAUGCACCACCAUUCAUGUUCUCCUUGGUUUAGUGUUUGAAGACAAACUUCUAUAGCAGAUUUGUCACAUCCUCGAUCAUUUUAGAGUAUUAACUAUGUCUCACUCUCAUUUUUAAAUGUCAUUAAACGGGUGCUUUGCUUCUUCAGAUAGCACCAUCCACACUAUCUUUGGUCUUCUAUUUGAAGUCUUUUUGUGCCUUUGCUGAUAACUGUUAUAGCAUGUUUAAAUCUUCCAUGAUCAGUUAAGGUAAUUAGCUAUGUUGUUCUUUCAUCUGUAAAUCAUUUUUCUGCAUCGGGAACUUGACCACAUUUUUUCUAUCCUCCAUUAUCA
This is a messenger RNA of Phalaenopsis equestris, 852 nucleotides long. RefSeq names its product probable protein phosphatase 2C 1. The record is from RefSeq and is a predicted model, not a curated record. Lineage: Eukaryota; Viridiplantae; Streptophyta; Magnoliopsida; Asparagales; Orchidaceae. The transcript has 4 exons. Bases 100 to 561 code for a protein of 153 amino acids.